This is a messenger RNA of Syngnathoides biaculeatus (alligator pipefish), 2830 nucleotides long. RefSeq names its product gamma-aminobutyric acid receptor subunit pi (gene gabrzb). The record is from RefSeq and is a predicted model, not a curated record. Gene Ontology annotation, cellular component: GABA-A receptor complex; neuron projection; synapse. Lineage: Eukaryota; Metazoa; Chordata; Actinopteri; Syngnathiformes; Syngnathidae. Bases 798 to 2180 code for a protein of 460 amino acids. Gene Ontology annotation, biological process: monoatomic ion transmembrane transport; chemical synaptic transmission; regulation of membrane potential. Gene Ontology annotation, molecular function: GABA-A receptor activity; extracellular ligand-gated monoatomic ion channel activity; neurotransmitter receptor activity. The transcript is spliced from 12 exons.
GCUGCUUCCAAGCGUUAAAUUUGUGCUGACAGGAUUAUUGUCACUUGAUUUCUUCAAAGAACCAAAAUGGAUGACACAGCAAGUAUGUUUUUCAUUUUUGCUGACACCCAUUUCAUUCAGGCUGCAAUUAUACCCUGACCCUUCAUAAAAGCAAAAAAAACAAAAAAACAAAAAAAAAAACAUAACAUUGUGGUCAUCUCGUUAUCAUCGCAGAUUUGAGAUUCCAUGUUUUGGGAGGACAGCACGGUGGAACAGAUGUAAAGCGUUGGUCUCACAGUUCUGAAGACUGGAGUUCAAAUCCCGGCCCCGCCUGUGUGGAGUUUGCAUGUUGUACCUGUUCCUGCGUGGGUUUUCUCCAGGCACUCCGGUUUCCUCCCACAUCCCAAAAACAUGCAACGAUAAUUGGACACUCUAAAUUGCCCCUUAGUGUGAUUGUGAGUGCGACUGUUGUCUGUCUCCAUCUGCCAUGCGAUUGGCUGGCACCAGUUCAGGGUUUACCCCGCCUCUUGGCCGAAGACAGAUAGGAUUGGCUCCAGCACUCCCGUGACCCUCGUGAGGAUAAGCGGCUCAGAAAAUGAAUGGAUGUAUGGAUGUUUUGGGAGUUCCACACCAGCUGGCAUGCCCACGGCGUGCGUCAUUGCGCAGAAGCGCGUCCAGCCCGACCCGGACAAGAAGGGGAUCUCUUCCAUUGCGGAUAGCACAAGUCAAGAAUCAAGGAAGCUAUAAAAUGUGGGCUCUCAUUCAUCGGCAGUCCUAGAUACCAGACUCUACUCGUACUCUCCAUUUUCUCUCCAGCCAUGGGGGUAUUUGUAUCUGUGGGGUCCCUUUUCUCUGUGGUCCUCAUUAGCAGGUUGUUAGAGAGCUCCAUGCUUAAUGCAGAAGUGAAGGAAGGUGAAAUUCUUCCGCCAACCAUUCAAAAGCUGAUGAAAGGAUAUAACAAGUACCUGAGGCCUUUCUUUGAUAAUGGUCCUGUGACUGUUGGCAUGAGCUUGGACAUUGCCAGUAUUGACACCAUUUCAGAGAUCAACAUGGAUUACACAGCCACCAUAUUUCUCCGGCAGCGCUGGACAGAUGAGCGUUUGGUGUUUGAGGGCAAUAAGAGCCUGAGUCUUGAUGGACGGCUAGUGGAGCUCCUCUGGGUCCCUGACACCUUCAUUGUGGACUCCAAGAAGUCUUUUCUUCAUGACAUCACUGUGGAAAACAGACUGAUCCGUAUCUUUCCAAAUGGGACCGUGCUCUAUGCGCUAAGAAUUACCACCACUGUGGCCUGUAACAUGGAUUUGACCAAAUACCCAAUGGACAAGCAGACCUGCACACUGCAACUGGAGAGCUGGGGUUACAACAUCAAUGAUGUCAUGUUCUACUGGACCAGAGGAAAUGAGUCUGUUAGUGGCCUAGACACUCUUCAACUUGCACAGUACACAGUGGAGGACCAUUACACCUCUGUGUCUGAGGCUAUCUAUGAAACUGGUCACUACCCGAAGCUGGUCUUUCACUUUGAGCUGAAGAGGAGCAUCCUGUACUUCAUCCUGGAGACAUAUGUUCCAUCAAGCCUGUUGGUGGUCCUCUCUUGGGUCUCCUUCUGGAUUUCCCUUUCUUCUGUUCCAGCACGAAUUUGUAUAGGAGUGACCACAGUACUGACGAUGACCACUCUGAUGAUGGGGGCUCGCACGUCGUUACCUAAUGCCAACUGUUUCAUCAAGGCGAUUGAUGUAUACUUGGGAAUUUGCUUCAGCUUUAUUUUUGGUGCCCUCAUAGAGUAUGCUGUGGCUCACUUCUGCACCCUCACGUACAGCGACACGCACAUGCUCAUGUAUGGCCACCAAAUGCACAACUUUGAUGAUGAAAUGAACGGCAUCGUCACAACCGUCUCUAGCCACUCUGAGAGGGCCAAGAGACAGAAGGAACCUGAUGCAGGUCCCACCGCUGCUCCCGCCUCCGCCGAAUUGCCAGUUGACCCGUCCAGCCCGACAGGCAGCGACCCCAAGCCUGAGGUGUCCCCUCCAAAACCCCCCAACUGGUGUCUCAUUGUACUGACCAACCUUCGCAAGCUUCUCAAUUUUAUAAACUGCUGUCACAUAGAGAAUCCUCACCACAUAGACAAUUACUCAAGAGUCACUUUUCCCCUGUCAUUUGUCCUUGUUAAUCUUCUUUAUUGGACAUAUUACUUGUAUUUUUAGCAUUUAUCCCAUUAUGUACACUGGGUGUUUAUUUCACUGUACAAACAAGAAGUGUGACUUAGAUGUAGGCGACUUUUUUUUAUAUAUAUAAUUUCCUAGCAGCAGCAUAAUGAUAAUGAUAUAAGAUUGUUUUUAAGGAACAAAAAAGGAAAUGCCCUCAAGGCAUCUUCUACUCUUUUGAUUCAGCACGGAUGUUUUAACCUACUUAAUGCUGACUGGUGAGAUCCGGUACACAGAGAAACUUGACGUGAAAAGGAAAAAGCGCUUCCAAAGAUGAAAACAAUUCAGUUUGCAUAUUUCUCACUGUAGCAUAGCUAUUCUAAUUGUGUCCUUCUAAGGUUGUAGCGACGAAGACAGAGAAGGAGCUUUAAUUUAUGACUUGACAGCAGAAAUGUCCAAUGAUGUGAAACGUAAAUGGAUAUUUAUGUUUUUGUUUUAAUACAUUUUCUUCAUUUUUUGUUUCUGUCUGAAGGUGCACAUUUUGAGUAAAACUGGGGAAAAUGGAUGAGUAGUGACAGAAAUAAAAGAAACAUACCAUGCUGAAGAAUAAUUCAUGAUGGGAGUAUCUUCAAAACUUACAUAGUGAGGAAAUUCAGUUUUAAAAAAAUCACACAAAUAGUAUUUUUGUCUCGAGUAUUCAGACUCCAUAA